AUGAAAAGACUCGCCAUAAAUCUUAUACUCAUUUGCUGCUUAUUUGAAAUUGUUUCCACACAACAAGUAGAUGCUGAACAAAAAUGGUUCAAAACGGAGAAUAAUAAAACUUACUAUAUUGAGCAAAAUUACAAGUAUUCAUGGUAUCAGGCUUUUCUACAAUGUUCUAUGAAGAAGAUGGCAUUAUUGACAAUAGAAACUCCCGAGGAGCAUAAUGAUGUGGCCAAAAUUUUAAAAGAAGGAAAUUUUAAUUUUCAUGGUCCUCAUUUGUGGAUUGGAGCUGUGGGUUUUGAUCGUCAAUUUGCUUGGAUUGCUAAUAGUCAGCCGGUUUUUACUAACCGAUGGGUUGGCGGUAAUCCAGAUAAUUUUAAUCAAGAAGAACACUGUUUACUAUUCAGUGAAGCUACAACUGAAUUAAAUGAUGCCAAAUGUGAGUAUCAAUUCGGUUUCAUAUGCGAGGAGAAUGCUUACCUAAGUCCCAAGGAUGAGAAUCAGGAAAAACCUAAUAGAGUUGUAUUCAAUUUUUAUCAACAUGGUUAAAACUUAAUAAUGU
Molecule: messenger RNA, 553 nt
Organism: Calliphora vicina (urban bluebottle blowfly)
Lineage: Eukaryota; Metazoa; Arthropoda; Insecta; Diptera; Calliphoridae
Product: lectin subunit alpha-like
Exons: 3
Coding region: 1-540 (179 amino acids)
Molecular function (GO): signaling receptor activity
Source: RefSeq, a predicted model, not a curated record